Messenger RNA from Caenorhabditis briggsae, 1026 nucleotides. Gene Ontology annotation, cellular component: membrane. The coding region runs from base 1 to 1026 and encodes 341 amino acids. The record is from RefSeq and is a predicted model, not a curated record. The transcript is spliced from 7 exons. Lineage: Eukaryota; Metazoa; Nematoda; Chromadorea; Rhabditida; Rhabditidae. Gene Ontology annotation, molecular function: G protein-coupled peptide receptor activity.
AUGGCCAGUGAAUUAAACUGCACGCAAUUUUGGGAACCGUAUCCGGAACCAGGAACUGAUGAAGCUGGGAAUAGUACUGUUCCCUGGCUCAUUACUUCGGCUGUCAAAGCUUAUCGCCCCUAUCAUUACUAUCUCCUAACUUCCAUUGUCAUUUUUUCAUUUUUUGCCAAUAUUCUAAUUGUUAUCGUUCUAUCUCAUAAGGAUAUGAGACGUUUUGGUGUCAAUGUCACCAAGCUGUUGAUAGCAGUUUGUGAUUUUGGAUGCUCCGUAUCAGGACUAGCACAAUUAUAUCUGAGGAAUUAUUCAGAAGAUCUAUGGCAAAGCCCAAAUUAUGCGUUGCGUGUUGCUUGUGCUUUGUGCUCUCCAGUUUUCGUAGUUGCUACUUUUGUGAUUUUCAUAAACGCCGCAAAAGAAGUACUGUUACUAUCAUUAAUCAUCAUUUUCAGAACGGAAGAAGAUGGAAUUUAUCUGGAUGUUUCCGAUUUAUCCCUGGCAAGUGCUUGUUUGUUCAUGAAGUGUUCUUUAGUUGCCAGUGGAUUUCUUUUCAAGAUCCUGCCCUGCAUAACAAUGUUAUUCUUCUCCGUAUUUCUUUUACAACAAAUAGACGAAGGAAAGCAAAGUUCCAAUGUUGCAGCUCAUAAUAGAGAGAACAAAAGAAAAAAGAUAGAUCGAUCUUCACGAUUCAUCCAAUUCGUACUAGUUGUUUUUCUUAUAACUGAGUCACCGCAAGGAGCUUUCAGCAUCCUCGGCGGUUUUGCAAUUAUAGACUACAUAAACUAUUUUCAAAAUCUAUCAAUUUUUAUGAACAUUUUGGCGUUUUUGAACACUACUACCAGUUUUAUAAUUUACAGUGCGUUAUCUGGAAAAUUCAGAAAGUUGUUCACUCAAAUGUUCUUGCCUAGAUAUGUUACGGAGAAAAUAUAUCUGGUAAGAGUCUUCGAUCGUCCAUAUCCUAGAAAAUUCAAUUUUCAGAAACGAACAACUGUGGUAGUGCAAUCGAUUGCUCAUUCGUCGAGAACAGUUUGA